This is a messenger RNA of Vicia villosa (hairy vetch), 5314 nucleotides long. RefSeq lists its product as uncharacterized. Gene Ontology annotation, biological process: proteolysis. The record is from RefSeq and is a predicted model, not a curated record. Lineage: Eukaryota; Viridiplantae; Streptophyta; Magnoliopsida; Fabales; Fabaceae. Bases 2985 to 5141 code for a protein of 718 amino acids. Gene Ontology annotation, molecular function: cysteine-type peptidase activity. The transcript is spliced from 13 exons.
AAAUGCGAUGGACAAAUUCGCCAUGUAGCUGAUUAUUUGCAAUGGAAGAAAAUAGAUUCUUUGUUUCCAAAUUUUGGCAAAGAGUCGAGAAACCUUAGACUUGGACUUUCUACUGAUGGAAUGAAUCUGUUUGGUAAUCUAAAUACUAACCAUUCUUCUUGGCCUGUUCUUCUGAUGAUUUACAACUUAUCUCCUAGGUUGUGCAUGAAGCGUAAAUAUAUUAUGUUAUCGAUGAUGAUUUCGGGCCCAAAACAACCAGGAAAUGACAUAGAUGUUUAUCUAAGUCCACUGAUUGAUGAUUUAAAAGUGUUGGGGAGGAAGGGGUGGAUGUUUUUGAUGCGGAUUCUGGUGAACAGUUCAAUAUGCGUGCCAUGUUGUUUUGCACCAUCAAUAAUUUUCUGGCAUAUGGAAAUUUGUUUGGAUAAAAAGUUAAAGGGCAUAAAGCGUGUCCUAUAUGUGAAAAAGACACAAGUUACCAUCAACUUGAAAAAGGAAAGAAGAUUGUUUAUCUCGGGCAUCGAAAAUUUAUAAAUCAUUAUCAUCCAUAUCGUAGAUUUCAGAAAGCUUUCAAUGGGGAACAAAAGCAUGGUGUUGCUCCAAAGCCCUUAACUGGAGAGGAAGUUUAUCAACGACAACAGGGCAUUACUGCUGUCUUUGGAAAGUACCAAAAGCGACCUCACUACGCCAAAAAGGAUUUUACACAGCGCUUUCAUACAAAAGCACUGCUAUAAGUGAAAUAAAAAAUAAAACACGGAGACUGUAUACGAUAAUCUCCCAGAUUUGUUUCCUCUUCUCCCUCACGCAAAAAAAAACCCUAAACACCCAAAAAACAGUGUUCUCCCUCACGCAGCUCCGUGCUCCGCUGCCCCUCUCAACUUUAACACACUCGACAGCAUUCACUCGAUGACAUUCAUACAAAGCCCUAAAUUCACAAGGUCUCUAAAAAUUGGAUCAGCGCUCUUCUCUUGGUUACCCCGUCGUCGGCACCUACUCGUAAUUUUCUUCACCUCUCUUUUACUUAUGUGUGUUCGUUGCCCAAUUUUUGUUGUUGUUGUUGUUGUUGUUAGAAACGAGAUAUUUGAUUUCGCGGUUAUGAAUGGUUCGGAUCUUAGGUAUCUUAUAGGAAUUAUCCAAAUCCGGAUUGUCUGUUUGUCCUAGGCAUUGGUUUGAUAGUUAAUACUCGAUAGUAUCCUAGUAAUUUGUAUGUACUAUACGUAUAAAGCACAAAGAUGGCUGUGCUUGGAAUGAAGGAGACUGGGUGUCCUGUUUAGGUUACUUAUGGAGGCUAUGUUGUACAGUUAUUCAAGGUUUAUGCUUUCAAGCUUCUUUCAAAUAUUAACACGGAAGAGCGGUUUUAGGAUUUAGGAGGUGAUGUUGUAUAUAAACUAAUAAAACAUCACUGAAGAUAGUUAUAAGUUUGUUUACAUGUACUAAGUCUGAUCUAUCAAUGAAUUUAAGGUUUGGUCUGUUAUUAGUUAGUAGAUUUAUUUGGUUUUGUGUGUAAUAUGGUAGUAUAUUUACUUGGUUUGGUCUGUAAUAUGUUGGUAGAUUUAUUUUUAUGUUUGAGUUUGACAUUUAUAAAAAUCUGAUAGGAGCCUGAAGUUUACUAAAGACUUAUUUCUUUAUGAAUAUAUGAAUGUAAAAUGAUAUGAUUAUAUAGAAAAACGAAUAAUUAGUUAUUAGGUCCAUAAGAUAUAAAUUUAUUUUGAUAUUUAAUUCUUAGUAUGAUAUUUUAGAGAAAAUGGUUUUAUAUGAUAUUGUAGUUUAAUUAUAAUUCUGAUAUACAAGCUGUUAGGAAUGAUUUUUUGAUAGGUUAAUGGAAUACAACUUGAAAUAAAUAUUAUGAAUGAUAUUGUGAUAGGUUUUUGAUUUUGGCCACAUUCUCAAUCCGUGAAUAAUUAAAAAAAACCUUAAUUUUGAGGCCGAGAUCCUGCUCAUAGCUUUUUCAAAACCUUGUGUUUCUCUGCUAACUGAAUCUGCCUGUGUUUGGAUUUAAUCUUCUUGUCUAUGCAGUGCUUGUUUUCAACUCAAGAGCUCUUCAUUGUUUCACUUUAACUCUUAAUGCUUUUACAGUGACAUCUUAAUUCUAUAUACUAUUAUAUGUCUUCUAAUUGCUUUAGAAGUGGUAGAAUGUGUGUUCUGUUAUUUGGAUCUCUCUAUUUUGAGUAGCUUGUCUUUUAUCAUAUUAGAGAUGUAGAUUCAUUGAAAUUGUUUAGUUAAUUUGAACAGAGUCUAAAUUGUAGUGUAUAUAUGAAAAGGUUUUAGAAAAAUUCAAGAGUCAAAUCUUUCUUCAACUUUUAAGAGAUUAGGUUAUGAUGAAGGAAUCAAGAAGAGUAUAUAAUGCUGCAUAUUUCAAAUAAAACAAUAGCUAGAUCUAAUUGAAUACAUAUUGUUUAUUGCAACUAGUGUUGCUAUGGAGAAACCAAGAAAACAUAUGGAUAAUAAAACAAAAUAGAUGAACUAAUUUGAAAUUAUGAUUAGAGUCUCAAGUGCCUUUAAAUUAUUGUUUAAAAAAUUAAAAAUAAUAAUUUUGUACUAACUUCUUAAACCAUGCAAUACAAUGCAUGAAUGUCUAUUUUUAGGAUUAGAUUAGGUGUGUAUUUUGUCAUUAUCUUAAUACAAUGCAUGAAUAUCUGUUUGUUAACAUUAGAUUCUAAUAUUUUAAAACAAAGUGGAAUGAAGUGUGUGGUCAAUGGAUACACGUGGUUUUCCCUAACACCUAAGGUUAAGAAUCCUACUGCAUAAUAUAUUUAAAUACUUAUAAAAUAAAUCAAGAUUAUAAAAUAAAACAAUUUUAACUCUAAUAAUUUCACUUGAAUAGUUCUCUAAUAGUUUCAUAUUGUGUGGUGUAAAACAAUUUUGUGUGGUGUUCCAUUUUCCAAUGUUUUUUCUCUUCAAUUAAUUAUAGUGUUUUUGUUUAUUGUUCUCUAAUAGUUUCAUCCGUCGUCGGCACCAAUAACCCCUGACUUUCUUUGGUUAAUUAGAUGGCUAGUAACGAGAAUCAACCACAAGAUGAUACUAUUGAUGAUGGAUAUCAUGAGAACAUUGCUGAUCAGGAAGCAGAAAUUAGAAGAGGAAUAACACUUAUGAAGAGAGUCAUUCGAGAUAGAGACCGAGGCAUACUUUUAGAUGCGCAUUGGAGCGAAAGUGGCCUACUAAUUGAGCCUAACGGUUCAAAGAUUACAAGUUUUAUUGGUACACUCGUAAGGAAUGCAAUUCCAAUUACUUGUGAUGAUUGGAGAGAUACAAAUUUGGGAAAAGCUAAAGACAAACUUUGGAUUGAGAUACAGAGGAGUUUCAACAACUUGGAGGAUAAUAGAAGAAAAAUUUGUCUCAAAUUGGCCGGAAGACUACUAAGAGGGUUUAGGACUUUUUUAACUAGGAGAUAUCUUAUGGAUGCGAAUAAAAAUUUUGUUGAUGCAGAUUAUCCAGAAAGAUAUAGCAGUUUGAUUUCACGUGAAGAAUGGGUAACGUUUAAAGCAAAACGAAAAAACCCAAAUUUUCGGAGUAGAAGUGAAACAAAUCGGCAAAGAGCAUCAGGUCCCCCAUAUCCAUACAGAAAAGGGCGUAUGGGAUAUGGACGCUUAGAACAGUCUAUUUUAACAAGGGAGAGUAGUCCUGAAACAUCUGUUCCACCACAUGUUUUGUGGAAGGAAGCCCGUGUAGGAAAGGAUGGAGUUGUCAAAGAAGAUGUUGAAAAAGUUUUUGAAAAAUGCGAGACUCUAUCUCAGUCUAUAUCUCCAGAUGAAAGCAAUGAUUGCAGGAGCAUACUUAGCCGCGCAUUAGAUAUUCCUGAAUAUUCUGGUCGAGUGAGGGGUAAGGGAUUUGGAAUCACUCCUACAUCCUUGAAGAUGAAAAAACAGAAGGCUCCUAGAAAUAGAGAACUGCAGGAAACCUUGUAUGCACUACAAGCUGAAGUCCGCGAAUUGAAAAGGGAAAAAGAAUUAAGAGAGCAAGCUUCGGGUUGUAAAGCUACUAGUGACAAAGGUAGUAUCGGUUGUAAUUUUCAACCGAAUCUUUCAGAGGGCAUUUCACCUUGCCAACUCUACUUAUCGUCACCGACUUAUUGGAUGGUUGGCAAGGGAAAAGUGCAUAACACUUUGGGAGAGUUACUUCACACUAGACCGCUCCCUACUGGCUGUUUGAAAGUAUCGGUUGACAUUGCUUUAGAGAAGGAUGCGUUAUUACCGCAUCCUGACGAUGUUUCGGAUGCCACAUUGGUGGGAGAUGCAAUAGGCUCGUUUGUUGCAUGGCCGUCAAGCCUCAUUAGUGUAGAUGAUGAGACUCCAACAAAAUCCAAAGCAAAAGACAAGGAGCUUCCGCAGAAAAUCGAGUCAGUUGCAUCAAUAAAAGAGAUGCAUGCUAAAGAGAUUGAAGAUGUCAGUAAGGGUAAGAAGCCUAAAAUGGUUGUUCCUAAGAAGACCGCAGCUAAGAAAAAACCUACUCCCAAUAAGUUUAGGUCGUGCCUUUUCACAUUUUUACAACUCUCUGAUAUUCCGCAAGGAAACACCUAUCUUGUACCUAUGGAGGAAGAUUUGUUUGGUAUUGAGUAUCAAGAAAGAAUUGGUAUGGAGGAUUUUGAACAAAUUUUUGAACAUACGCAAUUAGGCCUCGGUAUUAUUGAUACAUACAUAAGGUUUUUGUAUGAAAAAUUGAUGCACCCGAGUGGAUUGAGGCAAAGAUUCGCUUUCUUAGCUCCCUUCAAUACCAACUUAGGGUUAAUCAUAUCUAAACCGGAUGAAGUCAUGGCUGGACAUUGGUUUUUGGUCGCGAUUAAUCCUAUCAGAGAAGUUGUAUAUUUUCUGUAUUCCUUACACAAUGAUCUAAUUAGUACAUACGAAGCUAUGAAGGAGUUGGUUGAUACCGUUAUACAAGUUUUUCGAGCACAGAGAGGAAGUCAAGUACCAAAGAGUAAAGCCAACAACAUCACGUGGAUUCGAGUGGAGUGUCCUGAGCAGUGUAAUGAAGUAGAUUGCGGUUUUUACAUGUUGCGAUUUAUGAAAGAAAUUCUUCUUUUGAAUCAAAUAGAGAUUCCGUCCAAGUACUUUGAUGACUUCAAGUGUGCUACUUACUCAAGAUCUAAGUUGGAUGAACUUAAGGAGGAUUGGUGUCAAUUCAGGAUUGAGUUGAAAGUUGAAUAGGUAUAUUGAAAUCUUACUAUAAUUGAUGAGAAUUUUGAGUAUAGCCAAGUGCAUGUUGCAAUAUUUGAUUUAUCUACAUAGAUUAUUUAGUGAUAUGUAGGCCGUUUGAAAUACAUUCGUGGCAAAUGUAGAAUGGUUUUAUGGACACUAAUGUAGAAUGUUUUUCAACUUUA